AUGAAGGCUUCCCUCUUUUUAUUGAUUAGCUUAGCUAUGCUAGUAGAUUCUGCCCCAAUCGUGACAAAACACACUGUUACCCAAACCAUCAAUGCUUUAGUUUAUGUAGACGGCACUAAAACUAUAACUACAUUUGCCACUGCCAGCAAUGUGAAUGCAACGUCGACAUCUAAAGUUCCUUUAUUAAAUGCAACUGUCUCUGAGGCUGCCUUCCAAGCCUUACGUUCUGCACUACAACAGCAAAGUGAAGUUGCAACUUCAACAUCAGAUUCAACUACAGCCACAAUGCCUGCUGAGAAAUCUGCCACCUCUGAAGUAGUAACACCAGCUACUACAACAACCGCUGCGGUAUCAGAUGCACAACAGACAGAUUUAUCCGAUUUUCAAAGCUCUCUUUUAGAAGAGCACAAUAAGAAGCGAGCAUUGCACGAAAAUACUGGUCCAUUGACAUGGUCAGAGGAACUAGCCCAAUACGCACAAGCUUAUGCUGACAAUCAUUACAAUUGUGAUGGUCAAUUGAUUCAUUCUGGUGGGCCAUAUGGUGAAAAUUUAGCUGCCGGGUACACUCUUCUGGGUUCCGUCGACGCUUGGUAUAAUGAGAUUUCCGAAUAUGAUUAUUCCAAUCCUGGUUUCUCAGAAUCUACAGGUCAUUUCACUCAGCUAGUUUGGAAAGAUACGUCUCAGGUUGGAUGUGCCAUUAAAUCUUGUAACAAUGCCUGGGGGACGUAUCUCAUCUGUUCUUACAAUUCAGCUGGAAACUUUGAUGGUGAGUAUGAAGCUAAUGUUUUACCAUUAAUCAAUUGA
This is a messenger RNA of Naumovozyma castellii, 804 nucleotides long. RefSeq names its product CAP domain-containing protein. Bases 1 to 804 code for a protein of 267 amino acids. Lineage: Eukaryota; Fungi; Ascomycota; Saccharomycetes; Saccharomycetales; Saccharomycetaceae. The transcript has a single exon. The record is from RefSeq and is a predicted model, not a curated record.